Molecule: messenger RNA, 297 nt
Organism: Diaporthe citri
Lineage: Eukaryota; Fungi; Ascomycota; Sordariomycetes; Diaporthales; Diaporthaceae
Exons: 2
Coding region: 1-297 (98 amino acids)
Source: RefSeq, a predicted model, not a curated record
AUGUCCCUUCGUGGCUUUGUGCGCAGCGCCAAGGAUCGCAGUACCAAAGGGUUCAGGCCCGAAGAGAUGAAGGUGUGCAACCACUGCGGUUUUGUUCAGCACAAUGCGCGCGCAGCAGGAGACCACAAGGACAGGGUGCCGAAGAGCGACAGGAUGCUGAAACAGCUGAGCGAGGAAGAGUACAUGGAGCUCUACGGGGCUGAGGCGAUCAUAAAAGGGACACCUGCAGGAGGGAAGAAGAAGAAGAAAGAUGAUGACGACGACGAUGAAGUUGAGUACGUUCCGCCAGAAGCUUGA